GCUAGCACCCCGCGCUUCCUCUCCAAGACCUUGCCGCUUCGACUUGGCCCGCUGCACAGCUGACCAGGCUGCAAAAAAGAGGCAACUCGGUGGAUCUGACCCCUGCCCACCUGUGGAAGAAGCUCGCACCGACAGAUGCGCUCCCGACUUUUCCCCCACCGUGGGCCUCGCGGGCGUCCCCUCCCACCGAGGCAGCCGCUCCAGUGAAUGUCCUUUAGGCUGGUUUUUCCCCCAGCUUCGGGCUUUGUUUGGGUUUGAUUGUGUUUGGCUCUGCGCUAAGCUGAUUUAUGCAGCAGAAGCCCCAACGGCUGGGGAGAAACAAAAGCUCUUUUCUUUGUCCCAGAACGGGCUGCGGAGCCCUCGGUCGCGUCGCCGCCGCCCCGGGCCACUGGCCGUCGGAGGAGGCGCUUCUCGCGGAGAUCUCGGGAGCCUCCGAGCAGAGCUGGGAGGGCCGAGCGGGCCCUGAGAUGCAGAGCGGUGCUCGGGCCGGCGUACCUGCACCGCCAGUGGGGAGCCGCGGGAGCCGCCUGCCGGGCCUGCGGGAAACUUCCUAGCGACUCUCGGCCCGCGGGCCCCGAGGUGCGCCCGGGCGGCGCGAGCGCGCAUCCGGAGAGCCGCCGGCCGGCGGGCGCGGUGCGGGCUGCUGUGCAUUAUGUGCCGCUUGGACCAGGCUUUUUUUACUGCCGCAUUUGUCUGCCUGCAAAACUGCCGCCGAGGUCCUGCCCCCUUCCUCCGGGCGGCCUGGGUGUUUUCAGUUGUUCUUGGACUGGGCCAGAGUGAAGACAAUAGAUGUGCAUCUUCGAAUACAGCAUCCUGCGCCAAGUGCCUCGCUCUGGGUCCAGAAUGUGGAUGGUGUGCUCAAGAGGAUUUUAUUUCGGGUGGCUCCAGGAGUGAACGCUGUGAUACUGUUUCCAAUUUAAUAAGCAAAGGCUGUUUGAUUGAUUCGAUUGAAUAUCCAUCCAUACGUGUAAUACCCAGUGAAAAUGAAGUUAAUACCCAGGUGACUCCUGGAGAAGUGUUGCUCCAGCUGCGUCCAGGAGCUGAAGCUAACUUCAUGCUGAAAAUCCAUCCUCUCAAGAAAUAUCCCGUUGAUCUUUAUUAUCUGGUUGAUGUCUCAGCAUCAAUGCACAAUAAUAUUGAAAAACUAAAUUCAGUUGGAAAUGAUUUGUCAAGAAAAAUGGCAUUGCUUUCCCGUGACUUCCGCCUUGGAUUUGGAUCAUAUGUUGAUAAAACAGUCUCACCAUACAUUAGCAUCCACCCAGAGAGGAUCCAUAACCAAUGCAGUGACUACAAUUUAGACUGUAUGCCUCCCCAUGGAUACAUUCAUGUGCUGUCUUUAACGGAGAACAUCACGGAAUUUGAAAAAGCUGUUCACAGACAAAAGAUUUCAGGAAACAUAGAUACACCAGAGGGAGGUUUUGACGCCAUGCUGCAGGCAGCUGUUUGCGAGAGUCAUAUUGGAUGGCGAAAAGAAGCUAAACGACUGCUUUUGGUGAUGACUGACCAGACAUCUCAUCUUGCACUUGAUAGCAAAUUGGCAGGCAUAGUGGUGCCAAAUGACGGCAACUGCCAUCUGAAAAACAAUGUCUAUGUGAGAUCAACAAGCAUGGAACAUCCCUCAUUAGGUCAACUUUCAGAAAAAUUAAUAGACAACAACAUUAAUGUUAUUUUUGCUGUUCAAGGAAAACAAUUUCAAUGGUAUAAGGACCUUCUACCUCUCCUGCCUGGUACCAUUGCUGGGGAAAUUGAAUCAAAGGCUGCAAACCUCAAUAAUUUAGUUGUAGAAGCCUACAAGAAACUCAUUUCAGAAGUCAAAGUUCAGGUGGAAAACCAGGUAAAAGGUGUCUAUUUUAAUAUAACUGCAAUCUGUCCAGAUGGAGCCAGAAAACCAGGGACAGAGGGAUGCCGGAAUGUAACAAGCAAUGAUGAGAUUCUUUUCAAUGUAACAGUUACCAUGAAAAAAUGUGAUGUCACAGGAGGAAAAAGCUAUGCAGUAAUCAAACCUAUUGGUUUCAAUGAAACCACCAAAAUUCAUGUACACAGAAGCUGCAGCUGUCGGUGUGAUGACAGCAGAGGACCCAAAAGAAAGUGUGUGGAUGAAACUUUUCUAGAUUCCAGGUGUUUCCAGUGUAACGAAAAUAAAUGUCACAUUCACGAAGAUCCAUUUCCUUCUGAAAGCUGCAAGUCACACAAGGAUCAACCUGUUUGCAGCGGUCGAGGAGUCUGUAUUUGCGGGAAAUGUUUAUGUCACAAAAUUAAACUUGGAAAAGUGUAUGGAAAAUACUGUGAAAAAGAUGACUUUUCUUGUCCCUAUCACCAUGGAAAUCUGUGUGCUGGGCAUGGAGAGUGUGAAGCAGGCAGGUGCCAGUGCUUCAGUGGCUGGGAAGGGGAUCGGUGCCAGUGUCCGUCGGCAUCGGCCCAGCACUGCGUCAACCCAAAGGGCCAAGUGUGUAGUGGCAGAGGGACAUGUGUAUGUGGCCGGUGUGAGUGUACCGAUCCCAGGAGCAUCGGGCGCUUCUGUGAGCACUGCCCCACAUGUCACACGGCCUGCGGGGAGAACUGGAAUUGCAUGCAAUGCCUUCACCCUCACAAUCUGUCUCAGGCUCUACUUAAUCAAUGUAAAACUUCAUGUGCUCUUGUGGAACCGCAUUUUGUGGACCAAACAGCAGAAUGUUUCUCCAACCCAAGUUACUUGAGAAUAUUUUUCAUCAUCUUCAUAGUUACAUUUCUGAUUGGUUUGCUUAAAGUCCUUAUCAUUAGGCAAGUGAUACUACAAUGGAAUAGUAAUAAAAUUAAAUCCUCAGCAGAUUACAGAGUGUCAAACUCAAAAAAGGACAAGAUGAUCCUACAAAGCGUUUGCACAAGAGCAGUAACCUACCGACGUGAGAAACCCGAGGAAAUAAAAAUGGAUAUCAGCAAACUAAAUGCUUGUGAAACUUUCAGGUGCAAUUUCUGAAAAGAUUCUUUAAGAAUGUACUUUUUGGGAAACUGGAUUUUUAAUAAUUGCUCCUAAAAAACACAGAAGUUUAAGAAGUCACAGGAAGAUACAGUGUCUUCUAGAUCAAGUUGGUUGCUGGUUGUCAAUCCAAGACAGACAAGUAUCCUCAUCACCCUGUGACUCACAUUGCUGCUCAAUUUUUCAGAGGAAAACAACGUGUUUUACUACUGUUUGAGACUAGUGUCAUUGUAGCACUUUACUGUAAUAUAUAACUUAUUUAGAUCAGCAUAGAAUGUAGAUCAUCUGAAGAGCACUGAUUACACUUUACAGGUACCUGCCAUUUUUACACUUCCCAGAGAGACAAUGCUGUGUGGGAGAUUUGGCAUUGUGUCACUACAAGGGUACAGUAAUCCCUGCACCUAACAUUCGGAUGAAACAGAGAUAACCAAGCAGAUAGAUACUAAUAUCGCCAAGUACAUCAUUAAUUGGCAGAGAAUAGAUAAGAAUAGCUAGAUGAAUAAAUGGUUAGUGCUUCACUCCUUCAAGAGGUAAACAGAUAAGACAUUUGUCUUGAAAAAUAGUGCUUUUGAAACUGUGGUUUUAGGCAUUCUUUUUUCUUUUUACAAGAUGGAUACUAAUUCCAAUAUUUUCUUCUCUUUGCCUACAAAUUUUGUUUUUCUUUCUUACAUGAUAAGUUUAUAUAUGUCACACAUGACUGGAUUAAAUAAGUGCUAUGUUACUACUGCCAGAAAAAAAAAAGUCUAAUAAUACAAUGUCACUUUAUUAGAAUACUAGUUAUAAAAGCUGAAUGUUUAAUAAGGGACACUGUAUAAUAACAUCAAAAUCUGAAGAGCUUUGUUUGCAGACAUGUGGUUUUGUAUCUUCUAAUCUGUAACUUGGAUGUUUCAUCAUUUUGUUUAAUGAACAGGUUGAAAUUCACAGAUAUUUAGAAACACUUCCUCAUCAAAGUGCCACACCUUUGAGUGAGUUUGGUCAGAUACAUAUAUUCCAAGUAAAUAUCAAUAUUUUUCUAAUUAUAAGCUCUAUUAUUUUUGUCCUUCAGCACAACCUGACAUUCUUUCCCUGAAUCACAGCAACUUUCCCUUACAAGAAUCGAUAAAAAUAAAAAAACUGGGAGAGGAUAGAUAAUAUCUUAGAAAUAAGCUAAUUCAUCCCUUUAGUUAGUCAGGGAACUGAGACUCAGAAAUUUUAAAUGCUUUUUUAAAGACCUUCCAAGUGAUUAAGUGGCGACAUUUGAAAAGUACAUCCAUUUUCUUACUACCAGCCUAGUGUUGACUAUACAUAUGCUACCUCGUGAAUUUUAAAAUAGUAAAUUGGCAAGUACUUUUAAAUGU
Sorex fumeus (smoky shrew) is the source of this 4293-nucleotide messenger RNA. It is a transcript of the gene ITGB8, whose product is annotated as integrin subunit beta 8. NCBI's taxonomy places the organism in Eukaryota, Metazoa, Chordata, Mammalia, Eulipotyphla, Soricidae. The transcript has 14 exons. Gene Ontology annotation, cellular component: focal adhesion; cell surface; integrin complex. Gene Ontology annotation, biological process: cell adhesion mediated by integrin; integrin-mediated signaling pathway; cell migration. The record is from RefSeq and is a predicted model, not a curated record. Bases 653 to 2956 code for a protein of 767 amino acids. Gene Ontology annotation, molecular function: integrin binding.